UCCGCUCUUCCCCGGCGCUGAUUGUCACACAUUGUUUACUACGGCUUGAAAUGUGACUCACAACACAGGCUAUCUUGCUGGAGUACUGCUCUGACAACUGAGGGAUUCUUUUUGACGCGCACCGUGCGUCUUGGUGUUUUUUGGGGACAGGCUGUGGAGACUACCCUUCUGCCAUGACAGUGGAUUUGUUUGCGCUUUUAUGCGUGCUGGUCAUCACAUCUUCUGCGAUGGAAGAGACCGUGAUGGACACUCGGGUGGCCACAGCUGAACUGGGCUGGACAGCAUAUCCUAAUUCUGGGUGGGAGGAGGUGAGUGGCUACGAUGAAAACCUCAACACAAUCAGGACCUACCAGGUGUGUAAUGUCUUCGAGCCCAGUCAAAACAACUGGCUCCUCACCACCUUCAUUGAUCGGCGUGGAGCACAGCGCAUCUAUGUGGAGAUUCGAUUUACUGUGCGUGACUGCAGCUCCAUCCCCAACGUCCCCGGCUCAUGCAAGGAGACGUUUAAUCUCUAUUACUAUGAAACUGACGCUGUCAUUGCCACCAAAGGCACCGCCUUCUGGAUGGAGGCCCCCUACCUCAAGGUGGACACCAUUGCUGCAGAUGAAAGCUUCUCGCAGGUGGACUUUGGCGGACGCCUCAUGAAGGUCAACACGGAAGUGCGGAGCUUCGGCCCGUUGUCUAAAAAUGGCUUCUACCUGGCGUUUCAGGACUAUGGCGCCUGCAUGUCUCUGCUGUCAGUCAGGGUCUUUUAUAAGAAGUGCCCAAGUGUGGUCCAGAACUUUGCAAUCUUUCCAGAGACUAUGACCGGGGCUGAGAGCACCUCCCUUGUAAUUGCAAGAGGAAUCUGCAUCCCCAACUCAGAGGAAGUAGACGUCCCUAUAAAGCUAUACUGCAAUGGAGACGGAGAGUGGAUGGUUCCUAUUGGUAGCUGCACAUGCAAGGCUGGGUUUGAACCUGACAAUGGGAACGUGUGUCGAGCAUGCCCGCCAGGUACCUUCAAGUCAACCCAGGGUCCAGGUCUGUGUCUACAGUGCCCUCCCAACAGCCGCUCCACAGCUGAGGCCGCCACCAUCUGUGUGUGCCGCAACGGUUACUACCGCGGCGAUGCUGAUCAGCCGGAUGAACCCUGCACCAGCGUCCCAUCCAGCCCGAGGAAUGUGAUCUCCAUUGUGAACGAAACCUCUGUGAUCCUGGAGUGGCAUUCUCCCAGAGAGACUGGCGGCCGCGAGGACGUCGUCUACAACAUAGUGUGCAAAAAGUGCCGGGCUGAUCGGCGCUCCUGCUCCCACUGCGACGACAAUGUGGACUUCGUUCCUCGACAGCUGGGUCUGACUGACACCAGGGUGUUCAUCAGCAACCUAUGGGCUCACACCCUCUACAGUUUUGAGAUACAGGCUGUCAAUGGAGUCAGCAAUAAGAGCCCGUACCCUGCCCAGCAUGUCUCGAUAGACAUUACCACCAAUCAGGCUGCUCCCUCCAUAGUACCCAUCAUGCACCAGAUCAGCUCAACCAUGAAUAGCUUCACACUGUCAUGGCCCCAACCAGAACAGCCCAAUGGCAUCAUAUUGGACUAUGAGCUACGCUACUAUGAGAAGGACCAUGCAGAGAUUAACUCCACCAUCCUGCGAAGCCAAACCAACACCGCACGCGUUGAGGCUCUCAGGGCGGGUACAGUCUACGUGGUACAGGUGCGAGCUCGGACUGUGGCUGGCUUUGGCAAAUACAGCAGCAAGAUGUGCUUCCAAACCCUCACAGAUGAUGACUUCAAGUCUGAGCUGAGGGAGCAGCUUCCUCUGAUUGCGGGGUCAGCGGCAGCAGGAGUGGUCUUUAUUGUUUCCCUUGUCGCUAUCUCCAUCGUGUGCAGCAGGAAAAGGGCAUACACCAAGGAGGCGGUAUACAGUGACAAGUUGCAGCAUUACAGCACAGGCAGAGAACUCUCUUUGCGAGCCGACAUGUCUAACUGCCCCUCCCCACUGGGCUGCCCGACCCACUUCUCAGGCUCCCCGGGGAUGAAGAUCUACAUCGAUCCCUUUACCUACGAGGACCCCAACGAAGCCGUGCGAGAAUUCGCCAAGGAGAUUGACGUCUCCACUGUGAAGAUCGAGGAGGUCAUCGGAGCAGGUGAAUUUGGAGAGGUGUACAAGGGCCGGUUGAAGCUUCCUGGUAAGAGGGAAAUCUAUGUCGCCAUCAAGACCCUGAAGGCUGGCUAUGUGGAGAAGCAGAGGCGGGACUUCCUCUCUGAGGCAUCAAUCAUGGGCCAGUUUGACCACCCAAACAUCAUCCGUCUGGAGGGUGUUGUCACCAAGAGCCGCCCUGUUAUGAUCGUCACAGAGUUUAUGGAGAAUGGGGCCCUUGACUCGUUCCUCCGGCAAAAUGAUGGUCAGUUCACGGUGAUCCAGUUGGUGGGGAUGAUGCGUGGCAUCUCAGCUGGGAUGAAAUACCUCUCAGAAAUGAACUACGUCCACCGUGACCUGGCAGCACGAAACAUUCUUGUCAACAGCAACCUGGUGUGUAAAGUGUCCGACUUUGGCCUUUCACGCUACCUACAGGACGACACCUCUGAUCCCAGCUACACCAGCUCUCUGGGUGGGAAGAUCCCAGUGAGGUGGACAGCACCAGAGGCCAUCGCUUACAGAAAGUUCACCUCAGCCAGUGACGUGUGGAGCUACGGCAUUGUCAUGUGGGAAGUGAUGUCAUUUGGAGAGAGGCCUUAUUGGGACAUGUCCAACCAGGAUGUGAUUAACGCCAUUGAACAGGACUACCGUCUGCCACCGCCUAUGGACUGCCCCAGUGCUCUUCAUCAGUUGAUGCUGGACUGUUGGCAGAAGGACCGUAACGUACGACCCCGCUUUACCGACAUCGUCAGCACUCUGGACAAGAUGAUCCGUAACCCCACCAGCCUCAAAGCUGUAGCCAACAUCCCUGCAGUGCCUUCUCAGCCACUGUUAGACAGAUCCAUACCUGACUUCAACACCUUCAGCUCAGUGGAGGACUGGCUCGCUGCCAUCAAGAUGAGCCAGUACAGAGACAACUUCCUCAACUCAGGCUUUACCUCCCUGCAGCUGGUGGCUCAAAUGACCUCAGAGGAUUUGCUGAGAAUAGGAGUGACCCUGGCAGGCCACCAGAAGAAGAUCCUCAGUAAUAUCCAGUCCAUGAGGGUGCAGAUGAGCCAGUCACCCACGACUAUGGCAUGACUACAGGGGGCGCUGUGCCACGGAGCGGGC
Messenger RNA from Centropristis striata (black sea bass), 3227 nucleotides. RefSeq names its product ephrin type-B receptor 1-B. The record is from RefSeq and is a predicted model, not a curated record. Gene Ontology annotation, cellular component: neuron projection; plasma membrane. Lineage: Eukaryota; Metazoa; Chordata; Actinopteri; Perciformes; Serranidae. Gene Ontology annotation, biological process: axon guidance; cell surface receptor protein tyrosine kinase signaling pathway; protein phosphorylation. Gene Ontology annotation, molecular function: ATP binding; transmembrane-ephrin receptor activity; protein binding. The transcript has 16 exons. Bases 174 to 3197 code for a protein of 1007 amino acids.